UUACCGCGGCAAAGGAACGAAAAACCUUACAUCAAAAAGAGAUAAAUUCUAAAAAACAAGCUGAAAAAGAUCAGAAGGAAACUGAAGAAUGGUCAGUAGGUGCAAAAGACGCUUCUAAAAAAGAAGCUCAAAGGCUAAAAAAAGAAGCACAAUUGGCAAAGAAAAAUGAAGCAGCGAGAUUAUUGGAGCAGGAAGAAAAGGAAUUAUCACAAAUCAAACCUUUAUUAAAACCAACAAAGAAAUCGGGUGAAGAUGUACUUGAACAAGAAUCCACAGAACGAAGGGAAAUUCCUGUAUACACUGCAUCAAAUAUAGAUGAUGCUUUGGAUUUGCUAGCUAUUGCCACAGAGACCUCAAGUUCCCCAGGUGUCGGUAAAACGGGAUUAUCAAAUAGCGUACCAAUGAGUGCUGCCAACAUUGAAAGGCAUCCGGAAAGAAGGUUUAAGGCUGCUUUUCGAGCGUAUGAGGAACGAGAGAUUUUAAAACUUAAAGAAGAUAAUCCUGGAUUGCAGAAUCCUUUCAAUCAAUCCAAUGUUUUGCGACAUAAUGCUAGCAAGGAAGAAUCUGAUAAGAUGAUCGAGGCAGCAAGACAGGAUAUAGAAAACCGGUUAAGAGUUUAG
Molecule: messenger RNA, 620 nt
Organism: Funneliformis geosporum
Lineage: Eukaryota; Fungi; Glomeromycota; Glomeromycetes; Glomerales; Glomeraceae
Source: the annotation of a GenBank genome assembly